Mercurialis annua (annual mercury) is the source of this 859-nucleotide messenger RNA. RefSeq lists its product as uncharacterized. Lineage: Eukaryota; Viridiplantae; Streptophyta; Magnoliopsida; Malpighiales; Euphorbiaceae. The record is from RefSeq and is a predicted model, not a curated record. The coding region runs from base 63 to 587 and encodes 174 amino acids. The transcript has 3 exons.
AGUUUUCCUUCAUCAGACAUCCUAAGCUUCUUUCAUCAAAUCCCCCAUUUCAUCAAGUCAUAAUGGCUCUAUCUUUGUCUUCCGCAAUGUUUAUCAUUUGCUUAUCCGUCUUCGUGCUCGCCGGAGAUGCAGUCCGAGAUAUGCCGGAAGAUGUUCCAAUGCCAAACACGAAACUCGGCAAUAUCACAUACGAUAGUACUAGACUUGGAUCUUACGUUAAAGUAGCAACUUUAAGAUUUCCUAUUUUCACUACAACAACAUGGAAGGCUGACUGUUUUCAGUCCAACUCCGGUUAUUUGUCAAUAAAUUCAGAUUACUCCGCUGGCUGGAUUGUUAUUGAGACUAAGAAUGCGAAAAGCAAAUUAUGCAAAGAUUCUUAUGAAUUUAGAGCAGGAACUGCAGUGAUAGCAACAGACACUUUCUAUACCUCUUUAACCAAUCCACAUGAAACAAUGUUCUUUCCCACAGCUGCACAAAAAAAAGAAAUAGAUAACAACGGAAUUGGCGUUUACUUGAAAAGGGCAUCUGUAACCAAAGACAAAGAAAAUGGGCAUGACUUUCUAAAACAGGUGGUGGACACAAUAUAAAAUAUAAAUUGUGAAGUAAAUGGCCGUCGAGCUUAUUCGUCACUUUGCUAUAUAUGUAAUCUAAAUAAAAGGCUUUGUAUUGUUGAAGUUAUGUUGGUUCUUCAUUGUUGUUUAAAGCUAUUAUCUAAAUAAAACAAAAUUCGAACAUGUUUAUAAAAACAUGGGAAUUUUGUUCCUACUUGUAAGCUAUUUUCCCCGUUUGAUAAUGUUGUGAUUUGAAAUAUAUUUGUAUUUGAUAUAUGAUAUACAUGUCACCGUCUAUUUAUAUGAUA